CACGCGCGGCUCCCCACCCUGGCCGGACACACAGCCCUUGCCCUCGGCCUUGGACUUUCUCAGCUGUGCACUUUCCCCACGUCUAGAGACUUGGCGAUGGGGAAGCCCGAGAGCCCGGUAGGGAUGGUGGAGAUUGCCGGCUGGUCGGGACAGAAGCGCCCGGGCCUCCUGGAGGGGGGGCUGCUGCUGCUGCUGCUGCUGCUGAGUGUCGCCCUGGUGGCCCUGGGCCUCCUCUACGCCGCCCGCGGCGGAGGGAAGCAGCCCCCGUCCUUUCCUAGCCGGCUGUGCUUCUCAGAGGACGAGAAGACCCUUGUAAAACGAAAACCCCGAGCCCUCCAACGGCCCCAGGUGAUGGGUGAAAUCUGCACCACCCCUGGCUGCGUGAUAGCAGCCGCCAGGAUCCUCCGGAACAUGGACCCGUCCGGGGAACCGUGUGACGACUUCUACCAGUACGCGUGCGGAGGCUGGCUGCAGCAUCACGUGAUCCCCGAGACCAACUCCCGGUACAGCGUCUUUGACGUCCUUCGAGACGAGCUGGAGAUCAUCCUCAAAGGAGUGCUGGAGAAUUCCACCGCCAAGGACAGGCCAGCUGUGCAGAAAGCCAAGAUGCUGUACCGCUCCUGCAUGAACGAGAGCGUGAUAGAAAAACGAGACUCGCAGCCCCUGCUGAACAUCUUGGAUCUGAUGGGCGGCUGGCCGGUGGCCAUGGACAAGUGGAACGAGAGCGUAGGCCCCAAGUGGGAACUGGAGCAACAGCUGGCCCUGAUGAACGCGCAGUUCAACAGGCGCGUCCUCAUCGACCUGUUCAUCUGGAACGACGACCAGAACUCCAGCCGGCACAUCAUCUACAUAGACCAGCCCACCUUGGGCAUGCCGUCCCGAGAAUACUAUUUCGACGAAGGCAACAACCACAAGGUGCGGGAUGCAUACCUGCAGUUCAUGGUGUCGGUGGCCGCGAUGCUGCGGGCGGACAUGAACCUCCCCGAGAACGGCUACCUGGUGCGGGAGGACAUGGCGCAGGUGCUGGAGCUCGAGACGCAGCUGGCAAACGCCACGGCCCCGCAGGAGGAGAGGCAUGACGUCACCACUCUGUACCACAGGAUGGGCCUGGAGGAGCUCCAGAACAAGUUUGGCCUGAAGGGGUUUAACUGGACCCUCUUCAUACAAUCUGUGCUGUCCUCUGUCAAAAUCAAACUGCUGCCAGAUGAGGAAGUCGUGGUGUAUGGCAUCCCCUACCUCCGGAACCUUGAAGACAUCAUCGAUGUCUACUCAGCCAGGACCAUGCAGAACUACCUGGCCUGGCGCCUGGUGCUGGACCGCAUUAGUAGCCUGAGCCAGCGAUUCAAGGAUGCGCGAGCUAACUACCGUAAGGUGCUCUACGGCACGACCGUGGAGGAGGUGCGCUGGCGAGAAUGUGUCGGCUACGUCAACAGCAACAUGGAGAGCGCCGUGGGCUCCCUCUACGUCAGGGAGGCCUUUCCCAGAGACAGCAAGGAUGCGGUCAGAGAGCUCAUUGACAAGGUGCGGGCGGUGUUCGUGGAGACCCUGGAUGAGCUGGGCUGGAUGGACGAGGCAUCCAAGAAGAAGGCCCAGGAGAAGGCCAUGAGUAUCCGGGAGCAGAUCGGGUACCCAGACUACAUCCUGGAGGAGAGGAACAAGCACCUGGACGAGGAGUAUUCCAACCUGAACUUCUCGGAGGACCAGUACUUUGAAAAUGGUCUUCAGAACCUCAAGGCUGGUGCCCAGCGGAGCCUCAAGAAGCUUCGGGAGAAAGUGGACCAGAACCUCUGGAUCAUCGGGGCGGCCGUGGUUAAUGCAUUCUACUCCCCAAACCGAAACCAGAUAGUAUUCCCCGCUGGGAUCCUGCAGCCCCCCUUCUUCAGCAAGGAGCAGCCACAGGCCUUGAACUUCGGGGGCAUUGGGAUGGUGAUCGGGCAUGAGAUCACUCACGGCUUUGACGACAACGGCCGGAACUUCGACAAGAACGGCAACAUGCUCGAUUGGUGGACCAACUUCUCAGCACAGCACUUCCAGGAGCAGUCAGAGUGCAUGGUCCACCAGUACGGGAACUACUCCUGGGACCUGGCCGACCACCAAAACGUGAACGGGUUCAGCACCCUCGGGGAAAACAUCGCUGACAACGGAGGAGUGCGGCAGGCAUAUAAGGCUUACCUAAAGUGGAUGGCAGACGGUGGCAAGGACAAGCAGCUGCCAGGACUGGAACUGACCUACGACCAGCUUUUCUUCGUCAACUAUGCCCAGGUGUGGUGCGGGUCUUACCGGCCUGAGUUCGCCAUACAGUCUAUCAAGACCGACGUCCACAGCCCCCUGAAGUACAGGGUGCUGGGCUCGCUGCAGAACCUGGCGGCUUUCGCGGACGCCUUCCACUGUGCCCAGGGCACCCCCAUGCACCCGCGGGAGCGAUGCCGCGUCUGGUAG
This is a messenger RNA of Lynx canadensis (Canada lynx), 2439 nucleotides long. RefSeq names its product membrane metalloendopeptidase like 1 (gene MMEL1). Bases 97 to 2439 code for a protein of 780 amino acids. The record is from RefSeq and is a predicted model, not a curated record. Gene Ontology annotation, biological process: protein processing. Gene Ontology annotation, molecular function: metalloendopeptidase activity. The transcript has 23 exons. NCBI's taxonomy places the organism in Eukaryota, Metazoa, Chordata, Mammalia, Carnivora, Felidae. Gene Ontology annotation, cellular component: plasma membrane.